Tetrapisispora phaffii CBS 4417 is the source of this 606-nucleotide messenger RNA. RefSeq names its product telomerase subunit EST3 (gene EST3). Lineage: Eukaryota; Fungi; Ascomycota; Saccharomycetes; Saccharomycetales; Saccharomycetaceae. Gene Ontology annotation, biological process: telomere maintenance via telomerase. Gene Ontology annotation, cellular component: chromosome, telomeric region; telomerase holoenzyme complex. The record is from RefSeq and is a predicted model, not a curated record. Gene Ontology annotation, molecular function: telomeric repeat DNA binding.
AUGCCAAAGAUAAUUUUGCCUUCUAAGGUAAAUUUAUCUCCUGAUUCGAUUUUUUUGAAACCUUGGAUUAAAGAGUUUAUUGAAGAUGGAAAAAAAAACUCAAUUGGUAAAAUUGGUAACUUGGAUGAACUUUUGAAUAACACCAAUGUUAAACUCCAAUUGAUAUUGAAGUAUCCUAAUCAAUUGGUUAAAUUAACGAAUAUCUAUAAUAUUUUAAAUUAUUGCGUAUUUGGCUCUAUAAGAGAUAACAAACAUCAAUUGCUUGUUGAGUUUACAAGCAAUUGUGUAUCCAACUUUGAAAGAAAUUAUAAGAUUAGAAUUACUGAUCAAACAAAGAAUUGUUUGUUUCUAAUAGGAGAUUGCAUCAUUAAAUAUGUCACCCAUGAUGAAUUAUUGAAAAAUUUUAAGAUCGAUCCAUUACAAUUUGAUAAUCACAUUGGUAUUACUGAAUAUUUUGAUUUUAAGAAGUAUGGUUAUAUAUUGUCAGAAAGAAGAUUUAAUCGACUGUACCCGAUUUUACAAGUCAAUCAAGUGAUGAUAUUUGAUUGGGAUCAAGUCGUGACAUUUGAAAACUAUCCUUUUGUUUAUUCGCAGAUACCAUAUUAA